AUGGGAGGGGUGACGUCGCGCUGCUCCCUGAAUCCAGACGAGACAGAGUUCCCCGUCGAGAGAGUCUGAAUGCCGGCUCAGGGCACCUGGACUAGCUGAGGAUUUGUAUUCAUCUACUGAGCUACUUCUGAGAUCGGUUUUACCUCGCAGUACCGUUUCCAGUAGAUAUGAGCGGCACCGGGCGGCAAAGGACUAGCUCGUUCGCCGAGCCGCCGGGGGGACCUGGAGUUAACGGCGGAUCUAGUACUGCCGCCGUUGGGGGCGCUGCAGGAAAGGCCGGCGCAUCGCAGGCCGCAGCUGGUAGCUCGUCCGGCUCCGGCUUUGGAAACCUAAAGUUGGGAAGAGACAGUGGAAAGGUAACAACAGUAGUGGCCACCCCUGGCCAGGGCCCUGAUCGCCCUCAAGAAGUAUCCUACACUGAUAUAAAAGUGAUCGGGAAUGGCUCAUUUGGAGUGGUCUACCAAGCUCGGCUUGUUGAUUCUGGAGAGAUGGUAGCUAUUAAAAAAGUGUUACAGGAUAAAAGGUUUAAGAAUCGUGAAUUGCAGAUCAUGAGGAAGCUGGACCACUGUAACAUUGUUCGGUUACGCUAUUUUUUCUAUUCCAGUGGAGAAAAGAAAGAUGAGGUGUACUUGAAUCUGGUGCUUGACUUUGUUCCAGAAACAGUCUACCGAGUGGCUCGGCACUUUAUCAAAGCAAAAACGACCAUCCCUGUUAUUUAUGUCAAGGUGUAUAUGUAUCAGCUAUUCCGAAGUUUAGCAUACAUUCACUCACAAGGUGUUUGUCAUCGGGACAUAAAGCCACAGAAUCUGUUGGUAGACCCAGAAACAGCCGUCCUUAAGCUAUGUGAUUUUGGCAGUGCAAAGCAGCUGGUUCGAGGAGAACCAAAUGUGUCCUAUAUCUGUUCACGCUAUUACCGUGCUCCAGAGCUCAUCUUUGGAGCUACAGACUACACUUCUAAUAUAGAUAUCUGGUCGGCAGGUUGUGUGCUAGCGGAGUUGCUGCUAGGCCAGCCAAUCUUCCCUGGGGACAGUGGAGUGGACCAGCUUGUUGAAAUUAUUAAGGUUUUGGGGACCCCUACAAGAGAGCAGAUACGAGAAAUGAACCCCAACUAUACAGAAUUUAAAUUUCCACAGAUUAAAGCACACCCUUGGACAAAGGUAUUUAAGCCUCGAACACCACCAGAAGCCAUUGCACUGUGUUCACGUCUGCUGGAGUAUACGCCUGUUACGCGUCUCUCACCUCUUGAAGCCUGUGCACAUUCAUUCUUUGAUGACCUGAGGGAACCAAUGGCCCGGUUGCCUAAUGGUAGAGAGCUACCUAAUCUGUUCAACUUCAGUCCUGUUGAGAUGUCUAUUCAGCCGCAGCUGAACUCAGUCCUCAUUCCUCCUCAUGCACGUUCACAGACUGCUGCCACAUCCUCGCAUGGGGAAGGCAGUUUAGCUGCAGACAGCGGUUCAUCUCCACCCAACAGUGCAUCAGGACCUGUCGCCAAUACCUCCUGAGUUUAGAGACCUCAUCAUGAGUCUUCUGUUCCCCUUCAUUGUGUUCAAUCUGCUGUCCACAUGUAUCUAGCUAUGUCUUACUCCUCCAUCCUGCUGUCUGUCUGGCCCCUUUCAUGAACAGGCAGGAGCUACAGCAGCAAGCUUUUUCUCUGCCAGUUAUCAAGGGGCGCUUUGAGCAACACAGGGAGAUCUCCCAUAGCCAAACCUGAAGUUUCUGUGAAAAGCACAGGAACUGAACACCAAGGGGCAUUUUGAACACAGGAACUGAACUUGGCUGUCACCUCAGUUGCCAUCUUGUGUUACUGUUGUGUUGGCAUAAACGGGGGAGGAGACUUAUUUUUUCUUUUUUUUACAGUCAGUUGUAAGUGUAUAAAUAUAAUUUUUUUUUUUAAACAAAAGGUAUGGUGAUUGUUGCAUUUUGGAAAUGUAUAUUUUGUUUAUUUAUUUGUUUUAUAUAUAUAUAUAUAUAUAUAAUUAUAUAUCUUUGAAUCUUUGAUCUGUAGAUUUAUUAGAUGAUGGGGACCCAGUUCCAGUGUAUUUUCUGAGACUGUAGGGAGUGCCACUAUAUAUUCUGUAGAUCUGAUCAUUUUGAGUCAAAAUGUAGCAGAUGCUGGUGAUAGUCUGAAUUCUGUUGCUUUUUAUGCCUACCCUGGCAAUACCGAGUUCAGGCAUUCAGCAGACUGUCUGUAUAAUGCACUACAGAUUGGACUGCAGUAAAAUUACGCCGAGUUUAGUUGAUCGAGACCAGUGCCUUGAUUGAGCUGUGCUGCCAGAAUGAGGUUCCACAGGUUCAUGAAUAUGUUUUACAUAUCAUAGGCCUUUGUCUUAGCACCUCUUUACCUGGCAGAUUCAUAUUGUAUUGUGCUGUAUUUAAAUAAUGUGCUGGCAAAGCAGUCUGAUCAGGCAUUGGAAUGAUAAAAGCAACAUUUCAGUCAAUACUGCUUUUUUUUUUUAUCUGGUGAUAUUACCCACCCACUCUGUCUGUCCCUUUAAAAAAUAGCCAUUGUCUUUGUUUUCAUCUGUUUUACUACUUGAUCUGAGAACCCAUCUCUGGAUUGAUUCAAGAGAUUUUGUGUAAAUUUUACUAAAUCCAGACAUUUAUCUGUCCCCUGCUUUUUCCCCAAAUUAAAAAAAAAAAUGUAUGAUAGUAGGUGUGGGUUUCCACAUCCAUAUGUGCAGCAAUCAGCUAUAUUUCUUUCACUUGUAGGCUUUUAUUUGAUAAGCUAAAAUUUUUAUCUUUUCACUCUUGUAAAUGCUUGCUGUAAUAUAAGUGUAAUAUGCUAUGUCACAAAGAAAUGUCGUGCAGCUGUUGGGAGCGUUUAAUGCUAGUUUAAUAGACAGUUGCAGGCUUGCUUUAGUUAGAAGUUUAUAUCCAAUACAAAAUUUUGUUUGUAGAUCAGCCUUUGGAGCUGAAUACAGUUUUCCCUUUUUAUCCUUGCUGAGGAUUUUAUGGUUUUAAGUUGCACAAAUGCUUGAAUUUUUGUUGUAGAGCGUGACUUUUAUGGAGAAGCUAAGAAACUGUCUUCCUAGUAAUUACAUUUCUGCAUUAAUAACUGUUCUCUACUGACAAUUGCAAGUUUCUUGCCCAUUGAGGGAAUUAAUUGUGCAGAAAUUACGUAUCUCUGGAUGCAAAAUAGUCUAUUUUCCUUGGUUAAAAAAUAUAUAACCAAACCUAUACAGAAGGUUUUAUUUUUGUUUGUGUGAGACCCCUUCUCAAGAUCUGUAAAGUGGGUUAAUGAAUUUGUUGGAUCAGACAUGCUGAUUAAGACAUUAGUGUUUCAGGUAGUUCGAAAAUUUGCAUCAGUUGUCCUGCAUUUUUCUUUGACAUUCUUUUAAUGCUGUGCUUGAACUUCAGAUUAUGGAAACUCAUUUGCUGUAAUUUUUGAUCUCUGCUGUUCAGCCCAGUCUGCAAAACAGUAUUUGUGAAUUUGCAGUAAUUUAUUAUGAUUACAACAUUUGAUUGUAUAGAGGAAUCACUUGUGAUCUUUGCUAGCCCUGUUUCUUAGUUUUUUUUUUUUUUUUUUUUUAAUUAUUUCAAUUUUAAUGGAAAUGGUUGCCUGUCUGUACAAAAAAAAAAGCAAAGCAGACAUUUUUUUAAUAUAUAUAUAUAUAUUUUUGGAUGUGGAAUGCAUGGCUCCAAAGUUGUUUUUUUUUGUUCGUUUUUUUUUUUUUUUUGUAUGUGUGUGUGAGUAUAUGUAUAUAUACACACAUACAUACAUACAUAUAAUAUGAAAGAUUAAACCUAUUAAAAUGUAUGAUACAGGGUUUGUAAAUGGGCUUUAAGGGGUGUCUGCAGAAUCUUUUGUGUUCAGUACUCAAAGAAUAUUGCAAUUCUGAAUACCGUUAACUUAGAUUUUAUUUUUAAUAUGGGGGUCACUCUAAAUUGAACAGUAAAAGAACUAAGAACAAAGGAAAAGCAGUUCCUGCAGACAUAGCUGAAAAUGGUUAUGUGGGUUGGUGGGGUUUUGCGUCAGAGUUUGCACAUUUGACCUUUUGGGCGGCACCAAUCUUUCAUCAUGCCCUUUGUUUAAAAUUUCAGUUUUCAGAAUUUUAUGUCCCCAUUCCACUUUUAAUUUAUUUUAUUGUUUUAACUUGUUUUCAUAUUUGCUGCUAGUUGGGUGAAGGUUUUUUUUUUUUUGUUUUAAUUUACUCGGAUUAAAUGACAUUUUGUAUAGACUUUCAGUUUCUUGUUGUAAAAUCUCCCUUUGAGUAUCUCCGCUAGUGUAUAUGCUGUCUCAUUCUAACUACCAUCCAUCUUAUCGAGUGCCUGGCGGGCUGACUAGUUAACUAGUCGCUACAUAGCCUCUCUUCCAGUUGCGGCAGGGUCUGAUUUUUUUUUUUUUAUUUCAUUUUUUUUUUAUUCUAAAUGACUGACUGCUUUGCAUUCCGAUUGUGUGAUGGGUCAUUGGUCAAUAGUUAAAUGCCAUGCCUAGUUCUUGCAUAAAGGGAGGUCCAAUCUGCCUGUGUUGUUCACAGCGCCCUGCUACUCUUGGCCUUCAAGUCUGCAACAGGAAGAACUCCAUUCACAAGAACUGACGAAGUCCCAAACUGCAUCCCUAUUACAAUGUUGCUGUCAUUUAUUACUAUUGUUGUUAUUAUUCUGCUGAAAUUCACUUUUAAAAUGUUUUUAUUUCUUAAACGAUUAAAGAAAAACUCUUGAA
Messenger RNA from Erpetoichthys calabaricus (reedfish), 4663 nucleotides. It is a transcript of the gene gsk3ab, whose product is annotated as glycogen synthase kinase 3 alpha b. Gene Ontology annotation, cellular component: nucleus; cytosol; axon. Gene Ontology annotation, biological process: negative regulation of TOR signaling; extrinsic apoptotic signaling pathway in absence of ligand; negative regulation of canonical Wnt signaling pathway. Gene Ontology annotation, molecular function: protein serine/threonine kinase activity; ATP binding. The transcript is spliced from 10 exons. The record is from RefSeq and is a predicted model, not a curated record. NCBI's taxonomy places the organism in Eukaryota, Metazoa, Chordata, Cladistia, Polypteriformes, Polypteridae. The coding region runs from base 168 to 1502 and encodes 444 amino acids.